Macadamia integrifolia is the source of this 3038-nucleotide messenger RNA. Its product is annotated as exocyst complex component SEC3A-like. Gene Ontology annotation, cellular component: plasma membrane; exocyst. The transcript is spliced from 25 exons. Gene Ontology annotation, biological process: Golgi to plasma membrane transport; exocytosis. Lineage: Eukaryota; Viridiplantae; Streptophyta; Magnoliopsida; Proteales; Proteaceae. The record is from RefSeq and is a predicted model, not a curated record. The coding region runs from base 120 to 2639 and encodes 839 amino acids. Gene Ontology annotation, molecular function: phosphatidylinositol-4,5-bisphosphate binding.
UCGCGAUCGCAGUUCAUUUCAUGUCGGUAGAGGGAUUGCCUGACUGAAGCUAUUCCUCCAACGACACUCGGAGACCGCUAAUAUUUUGUCGUUCCCUGGGCUUGAAUUGCAGGGUAACGAUGGCGAAAUCGAGCGCAGACGACGAGGAGCUCAGGCGAGCUUGUGAAACCGCUAUAAACGACGGUGGUGGUGGCAAAGAGAAGGUCGUCUUGUCGAUCCGCGUUGCAAAGAGCCGUGGGAUAUGGGGUAAAUCGGGAAAAUUAGCUCGUAACAUGGCCAAACCUAGAGUUCUCGCCAUCUCCGCCAAAUCUAGAUCUAAAGUUUUUCUUCGCGUCUUGAAAUAUUCUUCUGGUGGAGUCCUUGAGCCUGCAAAAUUGUACAAGCUAAAGCAUCUUUCUAAAGUGGAGGUUAUUGCGAAUGAUCCCAGUGGCUGUACAUUUUUGCUGGGAUUUGAUAACCUUAGGAGCCAGAGUGUUGCCCCUCCUCAGUGGACUAUGCGGAACAUUGAUGAUAGGAAUCGUCUUUUACUUUGCAUCUUAAACAUGUGUAAAGAGAUUCUGGGCCGUCUUCCUAAGGUUGUUGGUAUAGAUGUCGUUGAGAUGGCACUUUGGGCUAAGGAAAAUACACCCACAGUCACCAACCAAGCAAAACCUGAAGAUGGGGUUCCAGUUGCAUCUGUUGAGACAGACAAUGACUUGACAUUGACAGUAACCGUCGAAAAAGAUCUAGUUUCACAAGCUGAAGAAGAGGAUAUGGAGGCUCUUCUUGGCACUUAUGUCAUGGGUAUUGGUGAAGCCGAGGCUUUUUCUGAAAGAUUGAAGCGAGAACUUCUUGCCUUGGAAGCGGCAAAUGUGCAUGCCAUUUUGGAAAGUGAACCUUUGAUAGAGGAGGUAUUGCAGGGGCUAGAAUCAGCAUCAAUUUGUGUGGAUGAUAUGGAUGAGUGGCUGGGCAUUUUUAAUGUAAAACUCAGGCACAUGAGAGAGGAUAUUGAAUCGAUAGAAACUCGUAAUAAUAAGUUGGAGAUGCAGUCUGUAAAUAAUAAAGCGCUUAUUGCAGAGCUUGAUAAACUUCUUGAACGGUUGCGUGUUCCUUCUGAGUUUGCAGCAUGUCUAACAGGGGGCUCUUUUGAUGACGCACACAUGCUUCAAAAUAUUGAAGCAUGUGAAUGGCUAACGGGUGCUUUACGUGGGCUAGAAGUACCUAAUUUGGAUCCUGCUUGUGCAAACAUGCGAGCUGUUAGAGAGAAGCGUGCGGAGCUUGAAAAAUUAAAAACGACAUUUGUACGUAGAGCUUCUGAAUUCUUGAGAAGCUACUUUGCUAGUUUGGUGGAUUUUAUGAUAGGCGAUAAGAGUUACUUCUCGCAGAGGGGACAGUUAAAGAGGCCUGAUCAUGCUGACCUGCGGUACAAAUGCAGGACAUAUGCACGCCUUCUGCAACAUCUAAAGAGCCUCGAUAAGAAUUGCUUGGGCCCAUUGCGGAAAGCUUAUUGUGGCUCCCUUAAUUUGCUUCUUCGCCGGGAGGCCCGAGACUUUGCCAAUGAGCUUCGUGCUAGCACAAAGGCAUCAAGAAAUCCAACAGUCUGGCUUGAAGCAUCUGCAGGUUCCAAUCAGACUGUGAACAAUGCAGACACUUCUAAUGUUUCUGAUGCAUACGCAAAGAUGCUUACAAUUUUUAUACCCCUCCUUGUUGAUGAGAGUUCAUUCUUUGCACAUUUCAUGUGCUUUGAAGUUCCUGCACUUGUUCCACCUGGAGGUCCUGCCGCUGGGAACAAAAAUGGAUCUAAUGAUGAUGUAAAUGAUGACGAUUUGGGCAUCAUGGACAUUGAUGACAACGACAGCAAAGCUGGUAAAACUUCGGGGGAGCUGGGAACAUUAAAUGAAUGUCUUCAGGACUUGCUUGAUGGGAUCCAAGAAGAUUUUUAUGCCGUGGUGGACUGGGCAUACAAGAUUGAUCCUUUACGCUGCAUAUCAAUGCAUGGAAUUACAGAGCGUUAUCUUUCUGGUCAAAAAGCUGACGCAGCAGGAUUUGUACGCCUUUUGCUUGAUCACCUAGAGUCAAGAAUUUCGAUGCAGUUCGGCCGGUUUGUUGAUGAAGCUUGCCACCAGAUUGAGAGGAAUGAGCGCAAUGUUAGGCAGAUGGGUGUCUUAUCUUAUAUCCCAAGAUUUGCAACCCUUGCAACACGUAUGGAGCAGUAUAUCCAAGGGCAAUCCAGGGACUUGGUUGAUCAGGCUUACACAAAACUUGUUAGCAUAAUGUUUGUGAUACUGGAGAAAAUUGCACAAACUGAUCCAAAGUAUGCUGACAUUGUGCUUUUAGAGAACUAUGCAGCAUUCCAGAACAGCCUUUAUGACCUAGCCAAUGUUGUGCCCACGCUCGCAAAGUUUUAUCACCAGGCAAGUGAAUCUUACGAACAGGCUUGUACACGUCACAUCAACAUGAUAAUAUACCACCAAUUUGAAAGACUUUUCCAGUUUGCCCGAAAAAUUGAAGAUUUGAUGUACACAAUCACACCAGAGGAGAUCCCUUUCCAGCUUGGCCUGUCAAAAAUGGAUCUCCGAAAGAUGUCAAAAUCUAGUUUAUCUGGUGUAAGGUUGACAAGUCCAUCAGUGCAAUGUAUAGAAGGCUACAAAAGAACUUGACUUCUGAGGAAUUGCUGCCAUCUUUAUGGGAUAAAUGCAAGAAGGAGUUUCUGGACAAGUAUGAUAGCUUUGCACAACUGGUUGCUAGGAUUUACCCCAAUGAGACGAUCCCAUCUGUAGCAGAGAUGAAAGAGCUUCUUGCUUCUUUGUAGAGGGAUAAAGUUGGUCUCUUUCAGAUGUGUACAGUCUUACAGGAUGCUGUCUGGGUAAAAGGGUAUGUAGUUUAUCCUCUUUUUUUUUGUGUGUGUGUGUGAGCGCGUGUGUGUUUGUGUGUAAUUCAAUUUAUUCUUAGGUGAAUAGAGUUGUAUCAGAUGUUUCUCUUGCCCCUCCGAUGGGAAGAAUAAGUACUGUUGUCUAUAUCAUCUUUGGUUUGGGAAAUUAGUUUCUCAGUUGGUUCCA